This is a messenger RNA of Saxophila tyrrhenica, 2340 nucleotides long. RefSeq lists its product as uncharacterized. Gene Ontology annotation, biological process: stabilization of membrane potential; potassium ion transmembrane transport. The coding region runs from base 1 to 2340 and encodes 779 amino acids. NCBI's taxonomy places the organism in Eukaryota, Fungi, Ascomycota, Dothideomycetes, Mycosphaerellales, Extremaceae. Gene Ontology annotation, cellular component: plasma membrane. Gene Ontology annotation, molecular function: potassium ion leak channel activity; outward rectifier potassium channel activity. The record is from RefSeq and is a predicted model, not a curated record. The transcript is spliced from 4 exons.
AUGAGCGCCAUCGACCCAGGAGUCGAAGACGGCAUCAAGGAGAGCGCCGACGAUGUCGAACCCGACAAGGAGGGUGCCGACUACGAUAGAGAUGAAUCGCGAUCACUACAGCAGCCCAGCCGGUGGUGGUUCGCUUCUACUGCUUGUCCCUUACUUGCAGGUACCUUUGGACCCAUGGCCAGCGGCUUCAACAUAUGUGCGCUUGUUCAGUACUGGAGGCAGACGAUUCCGCCGGAGCCGAAUGAUGCUGAGGUGCUUGGGCACAAGAUUGAGGAUCCUGAGUGGGUGCUUAUCGUCAACAUCUUCUCUUUGGCCGCAGCAGUCAUAGGCAAUGCGGCCCUUCUACUCAACAUGGCUCGCCGAGUCAGGUUUUCGAUUGCGCAGCCGACCACGAUCACUGGCUUCCUCACGGCAGGCAUACUUCUAAUCGCAGAUACGGCUACGCUAUCGUCACAGCCCGCUUAUGGCCUCACGAAAGAGACUCUGCUUCCUCCCUCCCGACAUGCUUUAACCCAAGCAUUCUACUACGCCAUCUUCGCUGCAGUCAUCUACACCAUCCUCGGCUUACUGAUGUGCGUCACCGUCUACGGCGCAAACAAAGGUCACUACAGCAAGGACUUCCAUCUGACUGGCUCUCAACGAACACUGAUGCUACAAACGAUGUCCUUCAUCACGUACCUCAUGCUCGGUGCACUCGUCUUCGGUUACAUCGAGGAAUGGGAGUAUCUGGACGCCGUAUACUGGGCCGAUGUGACUCUCCUCACUGUCGGACUGGGCGACUACCAUCCCACCAAAGCUCUGACACGAGGCUUGAUGUUUCCUUUUGCAUUUGGUGGCAUUCUCAUGGUCGGUCUGGUCGUUGGCAGUAUCCGGUCGCUUAUCCUUGAACGAGGCAAAGAGAAGCUCAGUGCUAGGAUCGUCGAGAAGAAGAGGUUUUACGCCGUACAUAAUGUGGACAAUCGGAAGCAGACUAUCAAGGUCUCGAUGUUCGCAAAAGUGGACUUCAGCACUGAUCCGGCGUUGUCUCCGGCGCAGAAGCGGGAGGAGGAGUUUAACGUCAUGCGCAAGGUCCAAAAAGCAGCUGAGCGCGAGCGUCGAUACUUUGCUCUUUCCCUCUCCUCGACCUUCGCCCUGAUACUCUGGUUUGUUGGAGCCGCAGUGUUCCAGCAGACUGAGUUCCAGCAAGAAUGGACGUAUCUACAGGCGUUGUACUUCUCCUACACAUCGCUCUUGACGAUCGGAUACGGAGACUUCGCGCCUUACUCCAACAGCGGGCGGGCCUUCUUCGUGCUGUGGUCGCUGCUCGCCGUGCCAUCUUUGACCAUCUUGAUCUCUAACAUGGGUGACACUGUCAUCAAAUGGUUCUCGGAUCUCACAAUCUGGAUCGGCUCUAUCACAGUCCUCCCAGGUGAAGAAGGUCUGCGGGCAUCUACUAGGGCUGCUGCGAGGACUCUGACGAGCUGGAUGAAUGACAGCAUCAAGAGCUUCACGCCUCCAGGCAUUCUUGGAGCCGCGCCGGCUGAGCCUGAACAGCGGCUCGAGCGGAGUGAUUACGAGAAUAAGAUGCUUGACAACCUUGCCGAGCGCCUUGGACGGCAUACUGGAGACCGGCACGUCGACUUUGUUUCCGAGAGUGAGAAGGAGCAGGAUACCAUGACGAAAGACAUCCAAUUUUACCACUACGUUCUCGCCCGCGAAUGCAGGAACGUGCAAAAGGAUCUGAGCGCCAGUCCGCCCAAAGAAUACACCUGGCAGGACUGGGAAUACUUCCUCAAGCUCAUGGGCAAUGAAGACGACCCAGCCGACUUUCCAGGCCAACAACACCCAGACAUCCUGGUCCCAGAAGCAGUUCGAGCACCAAAAUUCAUGAUGGUAGGGGAGCCCUCUACCCACCUCACGCCCGACUCGCGCGGAAGCGACGAGAAAGCCACAUCAUCCUCCGACGAACCACAAAAACCUGAUGAGAUGGACGGCAACAUCGACCGCAAGACCUCUGUCAUGCGCCAAAUGACCGCGAAACGAAAGCAGUUCCGCAACCGGAAGGGUCGCCGUCCUGAUGACGAUUUUUUGAUGAGUUGGUCGUGGCUGUCGCAGGACUCGCCACUGAUGAGCCAGAAGAGCGAGGCGGAGUGGGUGCUGGAGCGGUUAAGUGCGGCUUUGGAGCGGGAGCUGAAUCGGCAGAGGAAGGGGUUUAGGGUGCAGCCACCGAUUGGGUUGAGGGAUGCGAGGAAGAGGAAUAAAAUGGCGGGUAACAAGGAGGGAGGGGAAGAUGGGGCAGAGGAUGCAGCGCAGGAGAGGGAGCAGGACGCUCUGGAGAAGGCGGAGAAAAGUGAAGAGUAA